Centropristis striata (black sea bass) is the source of this 2068-nucleotide messenger RNA. It is a transcript of the gene rbm24b, whose product is annotated as RNA binding motif protein 24b. NCBI's taxonomy places the organism in Eukaryota, Metazoa, Chordata, Actinopteri, Perciformes, Serranidae. Gene Ontology annotation, molecular function: mRNA 3'-UTR binding. The transcript is spliced from 4 exons. The coding region runs from base 106 to 864 and encodes 252 amino acids. Gene Ontology annotation, cellular component: cytosol. The record is from RefSeq and is a predicted model, not a curated record.
CGGGGGGCUGUCUGUCCGCGCGCACACUCGAUCUGACCGCUGUCCUUUACUUUAUCUGACCUUAUUUCAUAAUUUCCAGGAAAUCGGUUCAACACUUAUCAACAAAUGAUGCACUCGGCACAGAAAGACACCACGUUCACCAAGAUCUUUGUGGGAGGUCUUCCUUAUCACACAACGGACUCAAGUCUCAGGAAAUACUUCGAGGUGUUUGGAGACAUCGAGGAGGCUGUUGUCAUCACCGAUCGGCAGACGGGGAAAUCCAGAGGUUAUGGAUUUGUGACAAUGGCAGAUCGGGCCUCUGCGGACCGAGCCUGCAAGGACCCCAACCCCAUAAUAGACGGCAGGAAAGCCAAUGUGAACCUGGCCUACCUGGGGGCUAAGCCCAGGGUCAUACAGCCAGGUGAGGGACUGGACCACAGCUUUAUUUCCCAACUGCAAGAUAAUCAAGGAUUUGCAUUUGGAAUGCCUCAGAUCCACCCAGCAUUCAUCCAAAGGCCUUAUGGAGUCCCGGCCCACUACGUCUACCCUCAGGCUUUUGUCCAGCCCAGCGUGGUGAUCCCUCAUGUACAACCUUCUGCUGCUACGGCAACAGCUGCUGCUGCCACCUCCCCAUACCUUGACUAUACUGGAGCAGCGUAUGCUCAGUACUCUGCUGCUGCAGCCACUGCUGCUGCCGCUGCUGCAGCAUAUGAGCAGUAUCCAUAUGCAGCUUCACCAGCACCAACCAGCUACAUGACUACAGCAGGGUAUGGGUACGCUGUCCAGCAGCCGCUCGCCACCGCUGCCACCCCGGGAGCUGCUGCUGCUGCUGCUGCCUUCAGCCAGUACCAACCUCAGCAGCUGCAGACGGAUCGCAUGCAGUAAAAAACCGUGAAAACUACCUUAAAGGAGGAAAGAUGUAAACGAAGGGGAAGAGCGUAAGGGCUGACUGAUGGAUGUCACUACCAGGUUUUAACUGAGCAGUCGUUCUACCAAAGAGCCUGAAGAAUAUCACCAAAAAUGUGGAGAGAAGUGAAGAAUAACUAUUUAAUUCUAGUGAGAUCAGUAUUUUGUCACUAUUGAAUAUUUAAUAUUUAUUCAGCAGGAAAAUAUUUAAUGUUAAUUCAAGUAGACUUACUGGACCUCAUGUCAACUAUUGCUGAAUUUUCUGUAUAUAUAUUGCAGGGGAAUUUGUAUAAAAUUCCUAAAUGCAAUCGCGUCUUAUGAUCAGGUUACUUCCCCAAAACACUUGCAUACAUAUGAGAACAGCAUGUCACGUCAUCGUGCAGUUUUCAGUAUUUCAAAGUUUUGGACCAGUAUUUUGUUUGGUAAAGCUAUGCAGACAUCGAUAUAGACGUUACAUUUUGUUAGGAUUGUUCUCUUUUGUAUAACUGUUUGGAGUGAGAUAGAUUAGACACUGUCAACUUGUUCCCUUUAAAACAUUUUCUUGGUAGUUCGUAAAAAAAAAAAAAAAAAUGCUGAAGUGACAACUGAAGCUGGUAAAAGCACUCACUUUUCUUCCCUUUAAAUUGCGCCUCGAGUAAACUCAGCAUAAGGGAAGAAACAAUAUUGAAUGUGAAUCUUUCAUUUUGACAAAAUAUUUCAUAAUGUGCCUUUUAAAUUAUGCUAUUUAUGUAUUUAUUAUGGAGCCUUACAAUAAUAAACCCUUUAUUUUGUGUUCAUGUGUUAGUAUGAAGCCUGCUAAAGAACAUGUCCACAGGUGCUGCUGCAUAAUGAACAAGAGCAUCAGUGGAUGUUUAAACGUGGCUUCACAGAGCGAAACACUGUGUAUAAAGAACAAAAGACGAGUGGAAAAGUAGCAAUAAGUCCAACGUAUUUUCUGUUUUCUGUAGAUUUAAUGUUUUUGUCUCAAAUAGAUUCAUUCUUUAAAUGUCGCUUUUUAUACUUGACCACUUUGAUAAAGGACAAUGUGAGAACUGUUAAAUUUUUAAAUUUUUUACAUUUGAUGUCAUUAGACAUUAAAUGUUUUCUAAUGCAAGGGCAUCACCUGUUUCACCUUGCAUUUUGUAAUGCAUGACUCAAAAUAAUGCAAACAUUUAAUAUGUGAAAUAAAAAGAAAUUUACCUUC